Molecule: messenger RNA, 2198 nt
Organism: Rhinichthys klamathensis goyatoka
Lineage: Eukaryota; Metazoa; Chordata; Actinopteri; Cypriniformes; Leuciscidae
Gene: vegfba
Product: vascular endothelial growth factor Ba
Exons: 8
Coding region: 936-1679 (247 amino acids)
Biological process (GO): positive regulation of protein phosphorylation; positive regulation of angiogenesis; sprouting angiogenesis
Cellular component (GO): membrane
Molecular function (GO): chemoattractant activity; heparin binding; growth factor activity
Source: RefSeq, a predicted model, not a curated record
AGCAUUACACCUGUGCUAGUUUGCGCGCGAGCAAAGUCUGCGCGUCAAGGGGGAAAAAAAAGAGAAAAGUUCCACCACGAGCGCGACGGUGACGCGCACCGAGAGUUGCGGAGCGUGUGAGUCCUGAAGGGCAAAUAAGAGACUGGAGAAAACGACCUUAACCAUAUCAAGGUGCAUUUCUCUGAUUACUAUUCCAUAUAGGCGCAUGUGCACUGCCUUGCGCAUGUUAACAGUAUAUAUUAUGAAUAUGUCGAACAUUUAAAUUAUAAGAUCUUGUGUCUGACAGGCAAAGCGUCAUCAUAGGUUUUGGUGGGCAUGAUUUCACUGGUGACCUACAGUAGCACGGGAUGCGCCACACAAAGCAAAGGGUCUGAAAUACCAGACGGGAGACACAGAGACCUUCAGGAGGCUCAUUACAUCGAUUCUUGAGGAUAUAUUUAUUUGUUACCGGAUAUAUGUUUCUCUGGACCAUAAGGACGUAGCCUACUCUACUUCCACCGGGAAUUCUGCUGCGAGGGAGCCGGUAAAUGAAAUGCGCGAAAUGCAUGGAAAACUCUCCUGUAAAAUAACAUAUAGCCCAUUGGGAUUAUUAUAGCUAGUUAUUUAUAAUAAAUACGUCCUACGGUCAUCUGAGCAUCUCAAAAGCCUUUAUACUCAAGGAGCCCGUGUUGUCUCCCUUUUUUAUUUGCUUUAAAACUUAAGAUAUUUCAUUUGUGUUUCUUUUAUCGCUAAACCAUGACAGGAAUGACAAUUGCCCUGUUUUUUGAGAAUCUACUGAGUAAAUUGUCACUGUUUGGAUUAAAGAUGUUGGAUUCGGAUGUGAAAGUGGAAUAAUCAUUCAUAGAGAAUUAACAACUGUAUACAGGACUGGACGUUGGACCUCUUGUUAUAUUAUUUACUCAACUAUUUCUGACUUUUCUUGGUGAACUCAAACAAUGGGGAUCAAACUGAGAGUUAUUCUGGGAAUGUUUCAGUUCGUCUCACUUACCAGAAUACCCACACAAUGUGCCAAGACACCGACAGACCACUGGAUGCCAACAGAGAGCCACAGGUCUGGAGAAGUGGUGAGGUGGUUGGAUGUGUAUCAGAGAAGCGGAUGUCAUCCCAGAGAGACGCUGGUGGAGGUUUGGCGGGAGUUUCCUUGGGAGACGCAUCACCUCUUCCUGCCGUCGUGUGUAACACUGCGCCGCUGCGGAGGCUGCUGCUCCGAUGAGGCGCUCGAGUGUGUGCCAUCACAAACACACACACUUGUAAUGGAGCUCAUGAGGACCUCAUUCAUGAAGCAUGACCUUGUGCAGCUGCCUUUCAUUGAACACAACCAGUGUGAGUGCAGGCUAAAAGCAAAUCUUUAUGCAGAGCCAACCAGGCAAGGCCCACAGACAACAAGAAGAGGCAAAAAGCGACAAAAGGGGAAACCAAAACGAAAGAAACACGUGGGGAAAAAUUCAUUCAGGAAUCUUGUGCCAACUACACCCCCUCCUCCUCCCCCUCCUGCCCUCCCGCCUAGCUCCGCCCCUCCACCACCUGCCAGAGAGGUGUGUCCACCAUGCCCCGCCCACAGGAUGACAUCACAGCCUCCCUCUUGUGAAUGCAGGUGCAGUUUGAGGGAGGUGAGCUGUACAAAGAGAGGGAAGACACUCAACGAGCACAGCUGCCGAUGUGAAACUCAAAGUGAAUAGUGAAAUCAAACCACCCGUAUAAUCCACAGAUCAAACUUUGCACAGCUUUGAGGAGGUCAAAGGUUUGCUUAUUCUUUUGUCAUGGACUCUGAAGUUUUGGGUCUCACCCAGAAAGAGGGUUUGCGCUUGGGAAUAAACCACAGACCCACCCCCUGGCCCAUCUGGCAAUGUCCCACACACUAUUUCAGCAGUAUUAGAUGCAUAUACAUUCUGUUUGCACUGUAUAUCCACUUCUGUACCGUGUGUAUGGAAUAUCAUCAGAUCCUAUUGUUGAGUUUAGGAAGCUUUUUCUCCACUGUAAACCAAUCUUCAGAUCACCUUUAACUAUUCGACAUUGUAUUUAGUUAAAGUUCAGUGGGUCAGUCGCUAUAUCGCUGGAAUAUUCAGUGCUCAAGACGUGCACCGUGGAGUUCUCAUUGAGCUUUAUCCAAAACCAUUUCUGGGAUUUUUCUUCGGCUUCAAUGGGUCCUCAUAGGCACGGACACGCAGCUAGUGUAAUGCUAAGGACGACAAGUGCGC